This is a messenger RNA of Lucilia cuprina (Australian sheep blowfly), 1604 nucleotides long. RefSeq names its product trimethylguanosine synthase (gene Tgs1). Bases 1 to 1473 code for a protein of 490 amino acids. NCBI's taxonomy places the organism in Eukaryota, Metazoa, Arthropoda, Insecta, Diptera, Calliphoridae. The record is from RefSeq and is a predicted model, not a curated record. The transcript has 2 exons. Gene Ontology annotation, biological process: 7-methylguanosine RNA capping; 7-methylguanosine cap hypermethylation. Gene Ontology annotation, molecular function: RNA cap trimethylguanosine synthase activity. Gene Ontology annotation, cellular component: nucleus.
AUGAGUCAAUAUUUUAUAGAAUCGAAAAGUAAACAACCUAUAUUUUUUAGUUUUAGCAGAAUUUUAGAAAACCAAGAGAUUUUCGAUUAUGAUUUGUUUAUAAAAGAGUUUCAAGAAAAUUUUGAACAAGAACAACAAGAUAAUUGGAGUAAAUAUUGGCAAAAAGAAGGUGAAGAGGAAGUACUAAAGAAAUGGAAUGAAAAAUAUAAAGAAUAUUUAAAAACAGAACAGGAAAGUGAAGAGCAACAAGAAAAAGAAGAAAACUAUUCUAAAGAAGAUAAGGAAAUUUCAGAAAAAGAAAUUGUAACAGCGACUACAUCAGCUGAUAUAUUACCCGAAAAGUCUUGGGAUGAUUUAUGGCAAGAACAUAGAGAGGAAAUCUACUGUGAACAAUAUUUAAUAUUUACCACUAUAUAUUACAACUAUUUUUUGGAUUUAAAAAAAUCCUGUGAAAUUCCCCAACCCAUCGCCGAAGAUUUAGAAGAAGUAGAAGAAGAGCAAGAGGAAGAAGCCUGUUCUCAGUCAAAACUUACCGAAGAAUUGGAACAAUUAAAAAUUUUAGGUUUACCCACAUCCUUCGGUGGCAGACCACAAAAUUCUAGUAAAAAACAAAAACCCCGUAACAAAACCAUACACUAUAGUGAUUAUUUCUCAGAUUCUGAAAUGGAAAAUGAAUCGAAUGGUAGCGAUUUGGAAGAAUAUGAUAAAGAGCAGGAUACCAAAGAAUUAGAAGAAGAAGACACUUUGCAUGGUGUGCAAGAGAAAGCCAUUAACAAGCAGCAGAAGAGAAAAAGAAAUCGUAAAUUGAAAAAUGUUCCCUCUUUUAUUUUGGAAGAAAAGGGUCUUCUUAAGUAUUGGCGUAAACGUUUCAGUCUAUUUUCACGUUUUGAUGAGGGCAUACAGCUGGAUCGCGAAAGCUGGUUUUCUGUUACCCCCGAAAAAGUAGCCAAACACUUAGCCGAACGUCUGAAAUGCAGUAUAAUUGUCGAUGGUUUUUGUGGCAGUGGUGGCAAUGUCAUACAAUUUGCCUUAACUUGCGAUAAAGUUAUAGCCAUUGAUAUAGAUCCCGUCAAAUUGCAAAUGGCUAAACAUAAUGCAGAAAUUUAUAAAGUUUCCCAUAAAAUCGAGUUUAUUUUGGGUGAUUUUCUUCAACUAGCAGCUGGGGGAAAACUUAAAGCAGACAUAGUGUUUUUAAGUCCUCCCUGGGGUGGUCCAAAAUAUAAAAAUAAAAAAGAAUUUGAUAUAGAGAAAUAUUUGUUACCCGUAAAAGCUUCCGAACUGGUAGCUGCUUCUAGAAAUGUUUCGGAAAAUAUAGCUUUAUUUCUACCGCGCAAUUCAAGUGUUAAACAAAUUGUUAAACUUGCUGGUAUUGGUAAACGUUGUGAAAUUGAACAUAAUUAUUUGGAUUCACGUUUGGUGGCCAUUACCGCUUUGUAUGGCGAAGAAAUAUUAAGUAAAAAGGCAACAACUUAAGUGCAUUAUAGAAUAAGUUUAGUUCUUUAUCCCAAAACUAACUUAUAGCAUAACUUAUAAGAUAUUACAAAUAGACGAUAUAUUUUUAAUAAUAAGAAAACUAAUAAAUUAUAGCUUUGUGGGAAAACUAA